AUGAAAUGUGCGAUCAGUCUCUUGUAAAUGUAAUAAGUUUGCUGGAUAUUGAAAUUGUCAUUGCGGUCGGACGAUUUGCCGAGAAAAGAGCUCAGAUCAUUAAAGAGAGAUUCCAGCUUCCAAUUAGGGUAUGCUACAUCUCUCAUCCUAGUCCAAGAAAUCCAGAAAGCAACAAAAACUGGCUUUUGUCUACUAAAGAUCUCUUAUUAAACAAAUAUGGUCUACUGAAACUAUUCUCCCCUUAGCAAAUCAUGUCUUCUGAUAACGAGGAUUAUAUGAAAGAAGCGUUGAAGAUAGCUGUCAAGGCUUUACAAAAUGGUGAAGUUCCUGUAGGAUGCCUCUUCAUACUCGAUGGAGAAGUUGUUGCACAUGGUUCCAACGAUGUUAACAGAACUAAAAACGCAACUAGACAUGCAGAAAUGACUUGCAUCGAUCAGGUCCUCGCCAAAUAUAUGGAUAGAUCCGUGUUUGAAAAGAUCACGGUAGUCGUCACAGUCGAGCCGUGUAUAAUGUGUGCAAGUGUACUUUACGAGUUGAAAGUCAAGUCUGUGAUUUACGGUUGUGCGAAUGACAGGUUCGGCGGUUGUGGUUCGGUUUUAGAUGUGAAAAGGCUUUACCCAAGUUCACAGACUGUCGUUAUCGGUGGUGUUCAUUUAGACCAGGCGAUGGGAUUACUUAAAACGUUCUACAAGGGAGUGAACCCAAACGCUCCAAUUGUAAAAAUCAACAAAAGAAAAAUUGGCCACCUGUGAUUGACAGAAAACACGGUAAUUGCUUUUUAAAAAAUAAAUUGAUUAUAUUUAUAUUUUAAUACUUGCUGCCUUCUUGUUUUAAUUUUACAUUGUAUUAACUCCUUUUUUCUAAACCACCUUCAAAAACAAAAUAACAUUCAAAAUACUGUGUUAUAAUGUCUUAAGAUUAACACCAUCCUGAAAGAAUUGUUUUUGUUUGUGUCUACAUUUUAUAUGUAUUUUAUACAAAAAAAAAUCUUUCACAAAACAUCUUUUAAAUAAAAUAAUUAAUUGCCAUAGUGGGCUUAUAUAGCGAACUUAUAUACUUUCUUUCAUAAGAAACAUUUUUGUACAUAAACUUAUUUUAUUUUAGCAUUUUGAUACUCAUGUUCAAUUCAUUUCAAAUCAGUUUUAAAAUUAUGUGUCUUCUUUUGUUGCUAUUCUAGUAGUUCUUGAACUGAUUUCAAUAAAGCAUGAGGAAUGCUAGUCUGCUAUUCAUUGACCAUUUUUAGAGAUUUAUUUUUCAGGUUUUCCUUUGUCAUUCAUUGUACCUUGAAUGUAUGGUUGCUUUAUUUGAAAGGUUUGUUUAGUAGGGGUUUACUGUAAUAAUGUUACAAAAUUGGCAAAAGUAAAGUUUUGACUUUGACAUUGUUUUUUGUCAUUAGUAUUGCUUUUUUUGUACAUGUUCCAUACUAAAUGAUCAAUUUCAGUUGUUUUUCUCAAUAAAAUAGACUAAGCGUG
Cimex lectularius (bed bug) is the source of this 1472-nucleotide messenger RNA. Its product is annotated as tRNA-specific adenosine deaminase 2-like. The transcript has 3 exons. Lineage: Eukaryota; Metazoa; Arthropoda; Insecta; Hemiptera; Cimicidae. Gene Ontology annotation, biological process: base-excision repair; tRNA wobble adenosine to inosine editing. Gene Ontology annotation, molecular function: single-strand selective uracil DNA N-glycosylase activity; tRNA-specific adenosine-34 deaminase activity; oxidized pyrimidine nucleobase lesion DNA N-glycosylase activity. The record is from RefSeq and is a predicted model, not a curated record. Gene Ontology annotation, cellular component: cytoplasm; nucleus. The coding region runs from base 252 to 752 and encodes 166 amino acids.